AAUGCUAUACGAGUUUGAAACCACUCUCUUUUAGGUUGAACACUUAGAAAAUUUUCCAAGUCUAAAAGAAUAGCCCUUUCUUUAUAAAUAAAGAGCAAGAACCUUAUUGCAAUAAUUAUUACAAAAAACAUUAGAUCCUUUGCAAUUAGCAAUCAUCCAUUACCAAUUAGGAGUAAAUUUUCUAAAUUGUAAAGAAAAUGAAGAAUGUAAUUUUGCUUUUUCUAUUCAAUCUAGCUAGAAAGAAUAUGGCAAAAUCGCUAUAACUCUUUUCAUAGAUUGAAGACAUAGAAAAUUACUUGACUUAUAUUUAAUCCAUCUACAAUCAUUUAGGAUUCUUGGCAAUUAAUUUAGACGAUAAUGAAACUGGAUUAGCCAUAUUGGCAAAAGCUGAACGAUUAGGAGAAUACUUAAUAACUAAAUAAGACUGUGAAAAGAGACCCUUAAAAAUACAAGGAGGAUUUGAAAAAGCCUAAGAAUUUUACACAAUCACCUUGAUUUAGAUUGCUUAAGCACGUCCUACAAGUAAAAUCAAAGAAAAAGUAUAAAUAAAUUAAUGAAUUUAGGUAGCUUUUCAUUGUGGAUAGACAAUGAUAAGAUAACUCAAAUCUAAAACUUAUGAAUUAAGAGAUUUGAUUCUCAACUGCAUAUCUUUAUCUGAUUAUUAUUCAGGUUUAUAGAACUUCGCCUAGGCUUUUUAUCUGCUUUUAGUUGGUGAAGCAGUCAUUCCAGAAGGAAAAAGAAAAAAACUGUAUUCAUCUAUUAAAAUCCUAGUCGAGCCACUUUACAAAUGGCUUAAGGGAGAGUAAUAGGAGGCAUGAUGUCAUAUUGUAUUGAUUGUAUUAAGAGCAAUUAAUAGAAUGACCCUACUCUUCCUAAACUAUUUAAUAAAUAUAGCAUUACAUUUGAGGAUGUUAAUGUGAAAUAAUUAGUAUUGUUAACUUUGUUUACUUUAGGUAUUUUAACCAAGUAAAACAUUUGAUGAAAUAAAGUCCUAAUUUAGACAGGCUAAUACUUUAUACAAAAAAGCCAUGUCUCUAUUUGUAUUAGAUGGUUUUGUUACAGAACAUAUCCAAAUACUUAGUGAUAUUUCCACUAUGUAUAGAGUUAUUACAUUUCUUGAACCCGACCCCAAUAAUGUUAUUUCCUAUUUAGAAAAAAGAUUAGACCUAUUACUUCCUGUAUUUAAUUCCAUAAAUCCAAAAGCUUAUUAAGAAAUUUAUGAAAAAUUAUUGGUUGAUGUUGCAGAAAUCAAUAAUGAAUUAUAUGAAUUCAUUGUGAAAUUUAAUGAGAUUGAUGAUAUUUAGGGGGGUAAAAGUAAAAAAUUAACUGAAAAAAUGAAUAAAGCUUGUCUCAAUGCUAUUCAAUAUUAUGAAAAAAUAGUUGAAUAAUUGAAAUUGCUUGAAGACAAUUAAAGAGACUAAGCAUAUUACUUAUCUAUUAUUAGGGCUUAUUUAAAUAUUGCUAAGGCAUAGUCUAAUUACUUUUCGAAAGACAAAAAAAUUAAAGUUACUUACUUAGCCAAUUCUUUAAAUUAAUAUAAAUAGUUGGCCGAAUUUAUCAACUAAUAAAAUUAACAAAAUCAAUUUUAAGCUGAGUUAUAAAUGUGUGAGGAAAUGAUUUACAUUUUACCAUCGAGGAUUGAUAGAAUUAAUUAAUUGUGA
Messenger RNA from Paramecium octaurelia, 1661 nucleotides. Lineage: Eukaryota; Ciliophora; Oligohymenophorea; Peniculida; Parameciidae. The record is from the annotation of a GenBank genome assembly.